GUUUGAGUUUCUAGACAGCUCCUGCAGAGAUACAAUCUAUUAGCCUGAAUGUUGUUGGAGUGUGAGAGAAAACAGGAAUAUACAAAGGAACCUUACAGCAGAACUACCUAGCAGUAAAAUGCACAGACACGGUGUUUACUGUUUCUCUUUACACGUCUCCUAACUCGCCGGUCUAUUGUGAUAGAUGGCACACGUUAAGAUUAGGCAGAGAGAGAAGCGUGUGACAGGUUCAGCCCCCCCCUCCCUCCGAUUUUCGAGACCUGUCUGCAACUGAGUAAUGAAGUCUCACGGUUACCUAGGCACAGUAAGAAUGAGCACUGUCAGUGGCCAGCUAAUAAGGCUCUAACUAGGUUGUUUGCCCGCCUGUACAGAAAUGCACAUGGACCUGCAAUAGCAGAGCAUCCAUGUACUCCGGAUUUCGGUGUAAAGACGAAUUAUGCUUGAUGCCAAUGUUAUAGGGGAAAAAUAUAUUAAUGCCCGUAUUUUUUUUUUUUUAGAAAAGGUAGCAAACCUACGGCCUUAUAUCCCACAGUGGAGAGACCACAGCACAUCUGUGAUUGUAAUGAGGUGGACAAGAAGGGCUAAAACUAGCAGCUCGUUUAUAAUCCAAUUUAUACUGCCACUUUCGCACUACAUAGUGGGGUUAAAAUUCACUGUUCUUCAGGCCUUCAUUGAUGAGUAGGAGCUCUGAAGUUGGCAUGACGCUUUACAUUUAGACUGUUUUAACUUCACUGCACAGUUUAAUUUCUGACACUUUGAUACAAAUAUUUUAAACCUAUUAACAUUUUAUUUGUAUUUAGGAACGUGUUAGCAAUUGCAGCGUCCGGCCUGUAGAUUUUCUGUGUCACCUGUAAACAGAAUGUAUGGCACAAGCGUUAGUUUGCUUGUCAGACUUCAAUAAAGCUUGUUAAAAAAAAAUAAAAAAAAUCAGCUCUAGCUUGAGCGCAUGCUCAGUUUGGUGUGUUAGUUCCUGCAUUGGGUGCUGACGUCAGGGACGUGUGACCCAGGGCUUGCAUAAAGAACUCAUGUAACCCUCCAGCACCUGAACAUUACCUUCAAGAUGCUGCCCGCUGCUCCUAUUAUAAGUGGCAUUCAAAAGCUAAUACUUUAUGAGACCCGAGCAAGGUACUUUCUUGUUGGAAGUAAUCAUGCAGAAACUAGGUACCGUGUUUUGAAAAUUGAUCGUACUGAGCCAAAGGAUUUGGUUAUUAUUGAUGAUAAGCAUGUUUACACUCAGCAAGAAGUGCGAGAACUUCUUGGUCGUCUUGAUCUUGGAAACAGAACGAAGAUGGGACAAAAAGGUUCAUCAGGAUUAUCUCGUGCUGUGUCUGCUUUUGGGAUUGUAGGAUUUGUACAAUUUUUAGAAGGUUAUUAUAUUGUGCUAAUCACAAAAAGAAGAAAAAUGGCUGAUAUUGGAGGACAUGCAAUUUACAAAAUUGAAGAUACAAGCAUGAUUUAUAUUCCAAAUGAUUCUGUUCGAGUUACCCAUCCUGAUGAAGCAAGGUAUCUAAGAAUAUUUCAGAAUGUAGACCUGUCCAGCAAUUUCUAUUUCAGCUACAGCUAUGAUUUGAGCCACUCUCUCCAGUACAAUCUAACGAUACUUAGGAUGCCAGCUGAAAUGCUAAAAUCUGAAACAGCACCCCAUACCCGACAAGAAGGCUUUGAUAUUUUUGAAGAUGAAGAAUUAAGCAACCAAGGUGGGUCUGGUGUCUUUGGAAUAUGCAGUGAGCCAUACAUGAAAUAUGUGUGGAAUGGGGAACUGCUGCAGAAUGUGAGGGAUGUAGUACAUCGUGAUUGGCUACUUUACAUCAUCCAUGGAUUUUGUGGACAAUCAAAACUGCUAAUUUAUGGUCGGCCAGUGUACGUGACUCUAAUGGCUAGAAGAUCAAGCAGAUUUGCUGGGACUCGUUUCCUGAAAAGAGGAGCAAAUUGCGAGGGAGAUGUUGCCAAUGAAGUAGAGACAGAACAAAUUGUACAUGAUGCCUCGGUAAUGUCCUUCACAGCUGGAAGUUAUUCAUCUUAUGUGCAAGUGCGAGGUUCUGUUCCUCUCUACUGGUCUCAAGAUAUCUCAACGAUGAUGCCCAAGCCACCCAUUACAUUGGACCAAGCUGAUCCAUUCGCUUAUGCUGCAGCUAUCCAUUUUGACAAAAUGCUUCAAAGAUUUGGAUCACCCAUUAUCAUUCUAAAUCUUGUAAAGGAGCGUGAAAAAAGGAAGCAUGAGAGGAUACUGAGUGAAGAAUUAGUUGCUGCUGUUACCUAUUUAAAUCAGUUUUUACCCCCUGAACAUUGGAUUGUCUAUAUACCCUGGGAUAUGGCUAAAUAUACAAAGAGCAAACUGUGCAAUGUACUGGAUCGUUUAAAUGUGAUUGCUGAAAGUGUUGUGAAAAAAACAGGUUUCUUUGUUAACCGCCCAGAUCCAUAUUGCAGUGUCCUACGGCCAGAUGAAAAAUGGAAUGAACUUGGAGGAGUAGUAGGACAAUCUGGACGUUUACAGACUGGUGUGCUUCGAACAAACUGUGUGGACUGCUUAGAUAGAACCAAUACAGCUCAGUUCAUGGUUGGAAAAUGUGCUUUGGCUUAUCAGUUGUACUCUUUAGGACUGAUAGACAAGCCCAACCUGCAGUUUGACACUGAUGCAGUUAGACUAUUUGAAGAACUUUAUGAGGAUCAUGGCGACACAUUAUCUCUUCAGUAUGGGGGCUCCCAGCUUGUCCAUAGAGUUAAAACCUAUAGGAAGAUAGCUCCAUGGACGCAGCAUUCUAAAGACAUCAUGCAAACACUUUCUAGAUACUACAGUAAUGCUUUUUCAGAUGCCGACAGACAAGACGCUAUCAAUCUAUUCCUGGGUGUUUUCCGGCCAGCAGAAGGUAAACCUCAUCUUUGGGAGCUGCCCACAGAUUUUUACUUGCAUCACAAGAACACCAUGGGGCUUGAUCAUGCAAAAAGAAGUUAUACAUUUUGGUGGACUCCAAAGGUCUUAGAGAACCUGCCUUUACCUCUUGACGAAGUUCAUAGUUCUGAAAACCUAAAGAAGAUGACUAUUAAAAAAUGUAAUAGGAGCAACGACGAGACAAAUAUCUAUAAUGAGUUUUUCCGUCCUUAUGAAUUGAGUAAUUUUGAUGACACAUUUUGCCUGGCCAUGACAAACUCUGCAAGAGACUUUAUGCCUAAGAGCGUUGCCAUUGAUCCAAGUCCAUUUACUGUUCGUAAGCCAGAUGAAACAGGGAAGUCUGUUUCAGGCAAUAAGUCCAACAAAGAGGAAACUGUAUUACAAAGAAAAACUGCAGCAAGUGCACCACCCCCCCAUGGUGAGGAAGCAGUAUCUAGCAGCUCUGAGGAUGACUCUGGAACAGAUAAGGAAGAUGAAGGUUCAGUUUCUCAGCGCUCCACACCAGUAAAAAACUCAGAUACUGGUGACAAUACAAAAACAUCAGAGAACUAUAUGCAAUCAACAAAAGAUUCAUAUGGAAUAAAUCUUUCAGAUGUUCCUUCUGAGAAUGAUCUGCAGAUAUACACAAGGUUUGUCCAUUUGGGAAUUUGUCAGCAGAAGCAAGAUAAGAGAACCCUACAUAUAAGUUCAAAACCCUUUGAGAGUUUUGCAAAACUGAGCUGUAUAUCUUCAUUCUCUCAUGACAAUAUAUAUGAAGUUCAACCACCCAAAGUUGACAGGAAGUCAGUAGAAAUCUUUACUGCUCAUAUCCAAGCUGGACACGGUAUUAUGCAGCCACUCGGGAAAGAGGAUAUGCUCAUGUACAGAGAGUACAUCCGAAACCGCUACAUGUAAAGCAGGAGCCAGAUAACAUCAGCAAGAAUGAAUGUGGAUAAGAUGAAGAACAAAUGCAUUCCAUGUUGAAAUUUUGAAAAUCUGAAGUUACCUACCAUGACACAAAUAUUAGCGUACAUUGCCAGUAUUUUUAAUUAUACAAAAGACGCACAAUGAACUUGCUCCAAGGCUUGGCACUGUCCUUGCUGCCUCCAUGUGUCAUCAGUAACACACAGUGUGUCUAGCAAGGCCAUCAUGGCAAGCAUUCCAUCUUGGUUUAGGAAUUAAACAUAGUAAGAACUUAUUAAUCACUUAUUAAUCACUGCACAUAUGUACAGUAUGGAUACGGCUGUAGUCACUGCAGUGCAAAAUUUGGAGUUUGCUUAUGUGCUCUGAUGUGCUGAUGUGCUCUCCUGCAAUGUUCUGUAUAUUAGUGAUUCUUGUAGAUGUUUAGAAUUCACAUAUAGAUUGCUGCUCUCUGAGGCGCUUUGCCUAUGUAUGUGUUGUAUAAAUGAAUUUGCAUCUAUAUCAACGUAUUCCAGGGGCCAUGUCAGAAAUAUGCAAUAAACACAUAAUACUAGUGUUGCUAGGCAGCAGCCGUUUUAUGAAUCAGUGCAGAUUCUUUUAUUUAAUCAUAUCAGAAAGCGUGCUGGAUAGUUGCCAUUCAUACCAGGGCACAUUAAAGACUAAACAUAGUAAGAAAUAAAUAUUUAAACU
Messenger RNA from Xenopus tropicalis (tropical clawed frog), 4480 nucleotides. RefSeq names its product FIG4 phosphoinositide 5-phosphatase (gene fig4). The transcript has 24 exons. Gene Ontology annotation, molecular function: phosphatidylinositol-3,5-bisphosphate 5-phosphatase activity; phosphatase activity. Gene Ontology annotation, biological process: glycerophospholipid metabolic process; phosphatidylinositol-3-phosphate biosynthetic process; phosphatidylinositol dephosphorylation. The record is from RefSeq and is a predicted model, not a curated record. Gene Ontology annotation, cellular component: endomembrane system. Lineage: Eukaryota; Metazoa; Chordata; Amphibia; Anura; Pipidae. The coding region runs from base 1061 to 3784 and encodes 907 amino acids.